GCCAGCUUCAGCGGUCCGGAUCGGGUGGCAGACAGAAGAGAUGACGGGCCCUCCAUUACGACUGGGCCAACAGAUGGCAAAUAAAUGCCUUGUUUAGUAAGCAUACAGAAAGAGUCGACAAGCGGACAACUGACUAGUUAGGCAACGUAUCAGCAACACAGACGAAGGCGAUACAGACAUGUCGUCCAGUUUCUCAGCAAAUCAGUAUGACAGUGCCUUCAAGUCGCACCGGCUGCAGAAUUGGUGUGAGACCAGCGCUAAGCAUUUCAAGGAGAGACCCGCUGCACAUGAGGGUCACACCACCUUUGUUGCCAAUGACAGAGGGCACCUACUCCCUGGUGUAGCAAAGAGUGGCAGUGCGUGGCCAGACUACAAGGGCACCUGGGACCUCCCUGCUCGUAUUCCAGCCCGCCACAUCAACCCUACUGCCCGCUCUGCUCACGGUCUGAGCAGGCUGCAGUCCUGGGGCCUGGACCGACAGCACACUAGCAGGUCUCCACCACAGAGAGGCAGCAAAAACACAGAAGAGGAUGUUGGCCUGAAGAUCAAUGAGGGUACUUCUGGACCUGAGAUAACUGCCAGCCAGAAUAAGGAAUCGCAGUCAGCCGCUAUUGGAUCUAUCGAUCACCCAGCUGAAGACAAACAAGCCACUGGAGCGUCUAGGAAUGACAGGCCUCCGAGCCAAUGCCCCGUGACUGAGGAGAAGCCAACUCCCAGAGCUGCUGCAGAGGAGGGAACCAAUACUGAUGCUGGCGAGGUGAGACCAGCGAGCAACGUGUCUGAGAAAGCAGCCAGCAAAAGAGCAAGGUCAUGCUCCAAGUAGGCUCCAAGCGCUCAAAUGUGUCUUCUUCUUAUUUUGCUGAUUGUACUAAUAAAGUUUGCAAACGCUAAAUCAAAAAAGUAAGUUCUUUGGCUGCUUUGACAUCCAUCUGCUCCCUGCUAUUCCUCUGUGCUUAUCAGCUGAAUGCGUUACUGUUGCACUGACCAGCGUUUCAGCAUCGCACAACACUGCAACACAACCAACCAUUGUUCUCUUUCCUCUGGGAAAACAAAAUUUGACUGUUAGUAGAUGUGUGUCGCUGAUUCAGCUGUUAGGUCAGUGUGUCUGUGUGACACACACAGUGAGGGCUUAUGGCAAAUAAAUGUCUACCAAAAGUGAGGACAUUUUGACAAAGUGAGGAUAUCUUGACCCGUCCUCACUUCUUUGAAGGUCUGUUUGAGGGUUAAGAUGUAAUUUUAGGGCUGAGGUUAGAAUUGAGUUUUGGUUCGGAUUAGAGCAAAGGUGAGACAUAUGCCUUUAGUUGUGAUGGUUAGGGUAAGGGGCUAGGGAAGGCAUUAUGUCAAUGGAGGUCGUCACUUUGGUGAAAUUACAAGGAUGUGUGUGUGUGUGUGUGUGUGUGUCUACAGAAAGUCAAGUCUGAUCCAUGUUGUCUUUAUUUAAAUAAAAAUACAAAUAUAAAAAACACAUGGAAUUAAUUAUUGCUGAUAUAUAUGAUACAUUAAUGUUUUAUAAAGAGACAGAACACCACAGAGCGUGGUAAUCAUUUUCAUAGCAGCUUUACAUUUUUCUAUAACCCUGAAUUGUUGCAUUGAUAAAGAAGGCACUGAAGUCACAAGUUUAACCUCUAAGCUACGUCCAGCAGAUGAAAAGUAAUAAACAUUGAGAGGAAGUUUCACACAGGUGUACUCUG
Betta splendens (Siamese fighting fish) is the source of this 1691-nucleotide messenger RNA. It is a transcript of the gene cfap126, whose product is annotated as cilia and flagella associated protein 126. NCBI's taxonomy places the organism in Eukaryota, Metazoa, Chordata, Actinopteri, Anabantiformes, Osphronemidae. Gene Ontology annotation, cellular component: ciliary basal body. The transcript has 6 exons. Gene Ontology annotation, biological process: cilium organization. Bases 179 to 823 code for a protein of 214 amino acids. The record is from RefSeq and is a predicted model, not a curated record.